Messenger RNA from Cantharellus anzutake, 1158 nucleotides. RefSeq lists its product as uncharacterized. The coding region runs from base 66 to 1049 and encodes 327 amino acids. The transcript has 4 exons. Lineage: Eukaryota; Fungi; Basidiomycota; Agaricomycetes; Cantharellales; Hydnaceae. The record is from RefSeq and is a predicted model, not a curated record.
GCCCAAUUCCCUUGCAAAUCCCCUGAAUUUUUGCACCAGCAGGAACUCUCAAUAACAUAUCCCUAAUGACUGCCCAGUACUCCCCUAGUACCCCCAUCAGGUGUUCAUCAUCGUCAACUCCUUCAUCUCCAUUACCGUCGUCGCCUUUAAAUCCAUUUUAUCGCCAGCAUAAUCCACCCUCACAGCGGCGCCCAUCUUUGAAGAGCGGUUAUCAAACGCGCCUUUCCGGACCUACUCUCUCAGGUGUACCAGAAGAUCCUCAAAAAGCUCUCUGGCGUGAGAAACUUCGUCAGCAAUUCCUGCAACGUACGGAACGUGAUAGGCAAAAGUAUCGAGAAUCCAAGAGGACAUCUUCUACUCAACGGUCCUGUGAUGAUGCUACUUUUGGCGCUGCCAUGGACGAGAUGGACUCUGAUGAAAUUGACCCCGAUGACUACGAAAUGUAUCGUUUAAUGAACAUAAACGAGAGAAGACGCGAAGAACACGCGUUGAGAGCCCAAUUUGCGCGAACAGUUGGUUCGUCUCUUGACCCCAACAUGGACAAUUUUGAAGAGAUUGAGCGUUUCCUAACGGGGCCACCGCCAAUCGAGCUUGAGGAACAGUUUCCUGCAAGCCGAUUUGAGCCUAUUCCUUCUGAAUUUGAUAUCGGUGAUGAUGAAGUUUCAUUGGUUGACCCUGUUGCAAUGGAUAUCGCCAUGGAUUUGAGUUCGCCACCAGCGUCAUCGCCCCCUAAUUAUGACUGCUCCCUUCCCACCAAAGAAGAGGACACCUCCUUCCAAUCACUGAUACUUGAUUGUCCUUGUCCCUUCUGUAAUGCACCAUACGCCCUGCAUUUCCACGACGACGCAGAGAAGAGUAAUUUCGAAUGUGCUGUGUGCAACAAUGGCUUCUUGCUCGCCAGCGCGCGAUUAUCUUGGGACUCUUUUCACCCGAAUCCAUCACCCGCCCACACCCCCGUUCUGAUUGUAGAUCCAGCCUUAGCAGAAGGUGUGGUAGCGUUAUGUUCCGAUGAUUCUUGUCAGUGGGGGUGUGCUUUCUCGAUCUUAUGAUUUUAAGAUGAUCCCGAACAAAGUACUUAGUGUAAUGAUUUUCGAAUCGCUCUAGGGUACUGUACUUUAUAAAUUUCCGAUUAUGUAGUUAUUGAUCAUCAAUUCAAUG